AUGCUCCGCGUCAUAAUCUCGGGGACGAUCGCCUCAGUAUUCAUGGGCAUGACCGGGGCUACGAUCGGAGCUUUAAUGUUCGACACUGCAACAGUCCCUUUUGUUGCCUCCGCGUGUACAGGGUUCGUCCUCGGGACUUUUGGAUUCUAUCGUGAUGCUGUUCGCAAAUCCCUCCGCAGCCUCGACCGGUAUCCUCGCCUGUUGCAAUUGCAUCUGGACGCAAACUUCCCACAUCGUGGCUUUGAAACUUGGCCCGUCGAUCGCUUCAGAAGUGCCGUGUUUGGAGAAAGCUGGGUAUUGCGAAGUAUGCUGGUCGCUAGUUGGUUGACGGCAACGAAUGCAAUUGAUCGAAUCCUGGAAGCGGAAGAGGAAGCCAUCCUUGCGCCUCUCACAAGAUCAGCAGAUGAGCCAGAGAUGGAGGUUUCGAAUGGUAACGCCAAACACAUAUGA
Molecule: messenger RNA, 450 nt
Organism: Exophiala spinifera
Lineage: Eukaryota; Fungi; Ascomycota; Eurotiomycetes; Chaetothyriales; Herpotrichiellaceae
Exons: 2
Coding region: 1-450 (149 amino acids)
Source: RefSeq, a predicted model, not a curated record